Lates calcarifer (barramundi perch) is the source of this 1311-nucleotide messenger RNA. RefSeq lists its product as uncharacterized. Gene Ontology annotation, biological process: response to bacterium. The record is from RefSeq and is a predicted model, not a curated record. Lineage: Eukaryota; Metazoa; Chordata; Actinopteri; Centropomidae. The transcript is spliced from 6 exons. The coding region runs from base 48 to 1085 and encodes 345 amino acids.
UACUCACUUUAGUACCAGUGAGGUUCCUGGCAAGAGACAAUGUCAAGAUGAUCCUGUUAUGGGUAACAUUGCUUGUUCUUCAUCAAGUAUAUUCGCUGGUUCCAGUGAUCACAGUUCAACUUGGGGAACCUGUGACCUUCACAUGUCCUCUGCCUAAUCUUGAGGUCAGCUGGAGACAAUUUUACUGGUAUAAGCAAACUGCUGGAAAUACUCUGAAAAUAAUUGCUGCACUGCGGAUAUCUACAAAACCUGAUUAUACACCAGAGUUCUUUGAAUCCAGAUUGGAGGUAACAAAUGAUAAGAGUUUUGUCAAUCUGACCAUUGUGAAGACAAUUCAAGAAGAUGAGGGAAUGUAUCACUGUGAGAUCUCAGAGUGGACUGGUCGUCCUGUAUGGAGAGGGAUGUAUUUGUUACUGAAAGGAAACUCCCAGAGGACAUCAAACUAUACUGUUGUUCAGAGUCUGACAGUAUCUGAUCCAGUUCGUCCAGGAGACUCUGUGACUCUCCAGUGUUCAGUCCUCUCUGAAUCUGAGAACAAGACGUGUCCAGGAGAUCACAGUGUGUACUGGUUCAGAGCUGGAUCAGAUAAAUUGCAUCCUGAAAUCAUCUACACUCAUGGAAAUGACUGUGAGAAAAGAUCUGACUCUCUGAAGAGCUGUGUUUAUCGCUUCUCUAAGAACGUCAGCUCCUCUGAUUCUGGGACUUAUUACUGUGCUGUGGCCACAUGUGGAGAGAUCAUUUUUGGAAAUGGAACAAAACUGUUUCUGUCUGAUACUGGAGAGCAAACAGUAAGUUUAUUCAUUGUGAUGGCGAUAUUAAUAGUCUGCUUGGCCAUUUCUGUGAUUGGAAAUAUUGUUUUCAUCUGCUGCGGAACUCCAAGAGCAGAGUGUGUAAAAUCUAAAGGAAAAGAAAGUGCCUCUUUACAAAAAGGACAUGACAACUCGAGCCAACCAGUACAUGAUAUUACUGAAAGUGGAGGUGAUCUGAAUUAUGCUGCGUUGAAUUACUCUGGAAGGAAAGUUAACAGAGGAAGGAAGACUAAAGAGUGGACUGAAGAAAGUGUGUACUCCUAUGUUAAAUGCUGAAUGUGAACAUGUUUGUAUUAAAACUGUGGGUUGAUUUAUAAAAUUAACAUCUGACAACAUCUGAAUAUUAACCCUAGCUGACAUUUACAAAAUAAAACACACACACAUUUGUGUCAGUGUCUUACAUAUCGGAUUUUGAUUAUAUUGGUUCAAAAUAUUAAUUGUCUUUAAGGUUUUAAGAUGGUGUUUGUAGAGAAAGAACAUGAAAAUAAAUGCCUUUGUGAAC